UCAGAAGAAAUGGAUUUUAGAGAGGCUUAUUCCAAUACAUGUUCUGCAGUGGGACUGGCUGCCAGGGAAGGAAAUGUCAAAGUCUUAAGGAAACUGCUCAAAAAGGGACGUAGUGUUAAUGUUGCUGAUAACAGAGGAUGGAUGCCAAUUCACGAAGCAGCUUAUCACAAUUCUGUAGAAUGUUUGCAGAUGUUAAUUCAUGCAGACUCAUCUGAAAACUACAUUAAGACAAAGACUUUUGAGGGCUUCUGUGCAUUACAUCUCGCUGCAAGUCAAGGACACUGGAAGAUCAUCCAGAUUCUUUUAGAAGCUGGGGAAGAUCCUAAUACAACUACUUUAGAGGAAACCACGCCACUGUUUCUAGCUGUUGAAAAUGGACAGAUAGAUGUGUUAAAGCUGUUGCUUCAACACGGAGCAAAUGUUAAUGGACCCCAUUGUAUGAGUGGAUGGAACGCCUUGCACCAGGCCUCUUUUCAGGAAAAUGCUGAGAUCAUAAAAUUGCUUCUUAAGAAAGGAGCAAACAAGGAAAGCCAGGAUGACUUUGGAAUCACACCUUUAUUUGUGGCUGCUCAGUAUGGCAAGCUGGAAAGCUUGACUGUACUUAUUGCAUCUGGUGCAAAUGUCAAUUGUCAAGCCUUGGACAAAGCUACUCCCUUGUUCAUUGCUGCUCAAGAGGGCCACAGAGAAUGUGUGGAGCUUUUGCUGUCCAGUGGGGCAGAUCCUGAUCUUUACUGUAAUGAGGAUAAUUGGCAGUUACCUAUUCAUGCAGCUGCACAAAUGGGCCAUACAAAAAUCUUGGAAUUGUUAAUUCCAUUUACUGACCGGGCCUGUGACACUGGGCCAGACAAAGUGAGCCCUGUUUACUCAGCAGUGUUUGGAGAACGUGAAGACUGCCUAGAAAUACUACUUCAGAAUGGCUACAGCCCAGAUGCCCAGAUGUGUCUAGUGUUUGGCUUCAAUUCUCCCAUGUGUAUGGCUUUCCAAAAGGACUGUGAAUUCCUUGGAAUUGUGAAUAUUCUUUUGAAAUAUGGAGCCCAGCUAAAUGAACUUCAUUUGGCCUACUGCCUGAAGUCUGAGAAGUUUUCAGUAUUUCGCUACUUUUUGAAGAAAGGUUGCCCGUUGACAUCAUGGAGCCAUAUAUCUGAAUUUAUAAAUCAUGCAGUUAAAGUACAAACAAAAUAUAAGGAAUGGUUGCCACAUCUCCUGCUUGCUGGAUUUGACCCACUGCAUCUACUAUGCGGUUCUUGGAUUGACCUAGUCAGCGAUGACAUUCUCAUCUUCACUUUGGAGUUUACUAAUUGGAAGAGACUUCCACCAACUAUUGAGAAGCUGCUCUGUGUUCGUGCCUCAAAUUCCUCUUGGGUUCUACAGCAACAUAUUGCAUCUGUUCCAUCCUUGACUCACCUUUGUCGUCUGGAAAUUCGGUCCAGCUUAAAACCAGAACACCUACGAUCUGAUAGUUUUAUCUGUCAGUUGCCUCUUCCCAGAAGCCUUCACCAUUAUUUGCUGUAUGCAGACGUUAUGAGGAGGAAUGAAAUUCCAGAGCUGCCACUUACUCAAGAGGGAGAAGUCACUGAAGCUCCUUAG
Orycteropus afer afer is the source of this 1587-nucleotide messenger RNA. It is a transcript of the gene ASB3, whose product is annotated as ankyrin repeat and SOCS box containing 3. Gene Ontology annotation, cellular component: cytoplasm. Lineage: Eukaryota; Metazoa; Chordata; Mammalia; Tubulidentata; Orycteropodidae. Gene Ontology annotation, molecular function: protein binding. The record is from RefSeq and is a predicted model, not a curated record.